This is a messenger RNA of Alternaria atra, 2601 nucleotides long. RefSeq lists its product as uncharacterized. Lineage: Eukaryota; Fungi; Ascomycota; Dothideomycetes; Pleosporales; Pleosporaceae. Bases 1 to 2601 code for a protein of 866 amino acids. The transcript is spliced from 9 exons. The record is from RefSeq and is a predicted model, not a curated record. Gene Ontology annotation, molecular function: serine-type endopeptidase activity. Gene Ontology annotation, biological process: proteolysis.
AUGAUAGACACAGCUUUAGGUUUUAGCCUUCGUGGCUUACUAUACAAAGUCUGGGGCUUGCAGUCUACUCUCGAGGCAACAAAAGACGAAGAAGCACAGCAGAAGGAUACAAUCACAUCUGUCAACCAAGAUGCCCCUCAUUCGACACCCAAAGACGCUUCACGCAUUACAAACACUAUCGAAACGAGACAAGACGCUUCAGCGGAGACGAAGUCAUAUAUGGUCUACGCAUCCGACAUCCAUAAUGAAGCCCAAGUCAACGAAACGCGGACUUGGCUUGAAGGUCUGACCAAAGAUAAGUCCAAAAUGCGUGAGGAGACAAGGUUUCCAUGGGAUACACCCGAAGAUAUCCCAGAAGACGAGCUUGAUAACUACGAGGUGCCGUAUGCAUGGUUCUAUGUCAUGCUAGAUCAAGCAGGGUACCAAGAGGUCUCAGCGAAAAAGGAAUGGGUAGAGGGCAUUCAAGAUAUGACCACUAUCCACUCAAGCCCUAUGAUUGCUAUCCCCAACUUGAGUUCAAGGAUGACGAAGAUGCUAGAGUCUUUCGAGCGAGAUAAGGGCGAAGGAGCACCACGGGAUGAUACAGUCACGUCAAUCAACCAGUACACACACUCACAUGAGCCCAGAGAUGCUCCGCUCGAAUCUACCCCCGUUGAGGUGCGGCAAGACGCUCCGUCAGAGACCCUGACGUACACCGUCUAUGCAAGCGACAUCAACAACAAAGCUCAGGUUAAUGACACGCGCUCUUGGCUUAAGGGUCUAGUCAAGGACAAGUCCAAGUUACAUGAGGAGUUGGGGUUUCCCUGGGAGACACCUGAAGAUAUCCCUGAGGACGAGGCAAGUCUUCAACAUGACAGAUACAUAUGGGAUGAAGGGCUCGAUGAAAUGGAAGUGGUGCGUGCAUGGACAGGCGUCGUCUUGGAUCAGGCUGGGUACGAGGAAGUUGCGGCCAAGAAAGAAUGGGUAAAGGCAAUUGAGACUGGCUACCAAGUAGUCGAGAUGAGGGCACUUCCCGAAAUCGAAAAUAAAACGGCUCACAUCUUGGAAUCUCGGGAAUUUGAAUGGGGGGACUGGAAGAAACAGGAGAUGGCGGCACCGGAGUUAGUCCAGGCUAGCUGUUACGAAAGCGAUUUUGUUUACGAAGACAGAGCUGGAAAGGGAGUUUUCGUGUAUGUCAUAGAUACCGGAGUUCAGAUUGACGUGAAGAAUGAUGCCGACGAAAAGGUAUUUGCCGGCUUUGACAAUGAGGAGGACAACAGUGGGAUUCUCGAAACAAGACAGUUCCGCGAUCAAAGUGAGCUGCACAAUAUACGGCACGAUCAUUCCCCUAACGGCCACGGUACUAUGGUAGCCUCCAACAUCGUCGGGCAAUGGGGGACGGCGAAAGGAGCAACCUUGGUGCCAGUACAGGUCGUGAAAGGUGUCAACUAUGAUAUUGUCCAGGGAAUCCGCCUGAUCUGGAGACAUGUCGGAGCACACAAAACCUCGAAAGCGAUUGCAGUCAUGAGUGAAGGCAUAGAAUACGAGUAUCCAUCUGGCGCUACUAAAGGCAGGACGCGAGCAGAAGCAAAGAACACACAAAUCGGUAGAGAGCUGAUUCGCGAGAUCAACAUUCUGUUCUCGUAUGGAGUUCCCCUUGUUCUUUCGUCAGGCAACGAAGGCGAACAAGAAGGCCGACAAGUCAUUGACCAUAUGCCGCAAGUUUCGGAGGCUGAAGACUUCCCCCUUAUCAACGUCGGAGCGGCCACUCUUGAUGGUAAAGCAGCGCCCCUUUCGCAAGGUCAAGGCACGCAAGAUGGCACACAACUAAGUAUUUACGGUGUUGGCGUUGAUGUCCAAGUCCAUAACCAUGUAGAUGGUCCAACCAGGCAGAUCUCAGGUACAUCCUUUGCUGCCCCUGCCGUAGCUGGUAUCAUCGCCGUGCACAUGAACUAUCAGCCCUGGGACCAGAGCAAGAAAGGGAUCGAUCGAGUAAAGGAGAUCAAGCGAUGGAUCACCACAUCCGAGUCAAGCUGGGAGCGUGCCACAGAUCCCGACAAGCAAGUCAACAUGAUCUGGAAUGGCGCAGACAAAGCAGCCCACGACAGCGUUUCCAACAACCAAGCACCCGAAUCUUCCUCCCCAGUCCAAACGCGCACCUUUGUUGUCGGUCUCGAACAAACAGCAUCACCAGACUGCGAAAUCUAUACUCCCUGGGGCGUAAACCAACUUCCCUCCACCGUCUGCAAAGCGCUACCCAGAUAUGAGAACCGAUACUUCUUCUAUCGCCUCGAUGACAACGCACAAGAAGUCGACAGCCUGUGCACCUCUCUACUAAACGACUUCCACCAAGACAACCAAGGCGUUACAAAGGAUGAGAAUUUAUUCGAACACCCAACGUGGCCGGUAGGAGUAUGGACACUGAGUCUCUUUGGAGAGGAGUUCACGUAUAAGAAUAAUGGACAGAGUCCUGGGGCGCUGUUCAAGGGCGAGCAGCAAAUUGGUUGUACGGGGGAUCUGGGGAAUCAUGAUCCUAAAUCGGAUGAGUGGUGUGAGGAUAACUUGACCAAGUCCCAAGGUCGCCGUAGGAAGCGAAGGCGGCUUCUCGCUUGCGCGUGGUGA